GUCCUGACUACUUUAAAGUUCUGAGUCCUGACACGCACUCCCUAAGAACCUCAGAAACCUGACGAGCCUGAACUCUCGACAACUCACACACAAGACGUAGCGAGAUCAAAGGAGGAAAAGAAAAAAUUGCAGGAAAUGGGAUCUGGUACUGGAAAUUUUCUCAAGGUGGUGCUAAAAAACAUUGAUGUUCUUGCCGGGCCUGUCGUUAGUCUUGCUUAUCCUCUAUAUGCCUCAAUUAGGGCAAUUGAGACUAAGUCCCCUGUUGAUGAUCAGCAAUGGCUCACAUACUGGGUUUUGUAUUCUAUGAUCACACUCUUCGAGCUCACCUUUGCUAAAGUCAUUGAAUGGCUCCCUUUUUGGCCAUAUGCAAAGCUGAUUGCAACUUGCUGGUUGGUCAUACCCUACUUCAGUGGUGCUGCAUAUGUUUAUGAGCAUUUUGUGAGACCUCUCUUUGUUAAUCCACGAACUGUUAACAUCUGGUAUGUUCCAAGGAAGAAGGAUGUCUUCAGUAAACCAGAUGACAUUCUAACUGCUGCGGAGAAAUACAUUCAAGAGAAUGGACCAGAUGCAUUUGAGAAUAUCAUUAACAGGGUGGAUAGGGAAUCCAAGUCCAGAGGUAGCAACUAUGCUAUUUUUUGAUGAGGACCAUAGAUAGAGAGCCUUCUAGUCACAGUAUGUUCUAUUGUGGCCUAACCUCCCAACCGAGAGAAACAUUUGUGUUCUGUUGUUAUAGUUGCCUUAUGUUCCAUCCUUGGUUUUUCUGUGUCUGCAGUCUAAUAUGGUCUUCUUUGAAAGAAUUCUAAGUUUUCUUUUGUUAUAGAAUGUAAUUAUUGUGGUCUGCCUCGUUAUCCCUUUAUCAUGCACACAACUUUUAAAUAGAUUAUAAAAGUACAAAUAUGUGUAAAUUCAUCCAUCCUUGGCUACGGGUUUUCUGAACCAGAGAACAAUUAGAGCUGCCAUAUUUGCAGUUCUUUUUGAGAGGAUUUCUGGCUCA
Vitis riparia (riverbank grape) is the source of this 994-nucleotide messenger RNA. Its product is annotated as HVA22-like protein a. The transcript is spliced from 5 exons. Bases 136 to 639 code for a protein of 167 amino acids. Lineage: Eukaryota; Viridiplantae; Streptophyta; Magnoliopsida; Vitales; Vitaceae. The record is from RefSeq and is a predicted model, not a curated record.